Punica granatum (pomegranate) is the source of this 3804-nucleotide messenger RNA. The record is from RefSeq and is a predicted model, not a curated record. NCBI's taxonomy places the organism in Eukaryota, Viridiplantae, Streptophyta, Magnoliopsida, Myrtales, Lythraceae.
UCUUCCGUCUCCCUCUCCCUCUCCCUCUCUCUAACGGCAUCACUGCUCAUCACCCACCUGCACGGCUGCAGAGCCUCCCUACCUCGCCGCCUCUAUCCGACGAUUCCUCGUCCUGCAGAAGAAACCGCCAUUCUUGCUGGAAGCUCCAUAUAUCUGCUAUAGAUGGGGGUUUGGCUCUCGCCUGAACUGAAUUGAACUCUCUAGCUCAUUCAGCGCCUUGAAUGAACUGAUGAAUCUGUUCGCAAGUGACUAGGAAUACAUCAUCAGACUGUGAGAGUGCACAUUUGCUCUCUCCGUGGUUCAGUCUUUCAAGCAGAAGCAACUGCAGUGAUGCUUAUGAUGUCAUCAGACUCAUGGUAUUCUUCCACAGUUUAUGCCGUCUCCGACUCUGCUUGUACUGAAUGGCCUUUGCUGGAAGAGAAUCGUAAAGACCAUACCUAGGAAAUGGAAACAGAUUGGAAGCGCAGCAGAAUUUUUGAACAGUGAACCGCUAAAGUCCCUGGAAAAUGCCGCGGGAACUCUUGCUGCUAAUGAGGAAUCUAUGGUAGAGUCUUUUCUCCGUUCUCUGAAAGACUUUGCAGGUCGAGGCAAUGUAUUCGAUGCGUUUAGAACCUUCUCCCAGGUCCAGCUCCAGGCAUCUUCUCCUGGCAUCCCUGAUGCUGUCCUGCAUUCCAUCUCUUCUCUUUUACUCGCUUGCACAAACUUUGAGUUCCUCGCACAGGGCAAACAGCUUCAUGCUCAUGCUAUUUCACUGGGCGUGGAACAGCACCCUAUUCUGGCACCGAGGCUUGUUAGAUUUUAUUCAGCAUUCAAUCUCCUGGUCGAUGCACACACUUCCGCCAGGAACUCGAAUAUUUUACAUCCAUUACCUUGGAAUUUGCUCAUCUCUUCAUACGUUAGAAAUGAAUCAUAUGAAGAGGUUAUAUCUGUUUAUAAAGAUAUGUUGAGCAAGGGGAUCAGACCGGAUAAUUUUACAUAUCCAUCUGUUCUCAAAGCCUGCGGGGAGAAGAUGGAAGUAGAUUUAGGAAGAGGGAUUCAUGGAACGAUUGAAGCUAGCCCAUCAAGGCUGGACUUAUUUGUGCAAAAUUCGUUGAUAUCCAUGUAUGGGAAGCUUGGGCAAGUAGUUGCCGCACGUCACAUGUUUGACCAAAUGGCAGAGAGGGAUGCUAUUUCAUGGAAUUCAAUGGUUUGUGUUUAUGCCUCAAAAGGCAUGUGGAAGCAAGCGUUUGAGCUCUUUGACCAUAUGUUGGCGGAGGGUACAGAAAUGAAUAUUAUAAUAUGGAAUACUAUUGCUGGAGGGUGUUUGCAGGUGGGCAAUUACAAAAGAGCACUCGAGUUAGUAUCUCAAAUAAGAACACAGGGCAGCCAUUUGGAUUCUGUUGCAUUGAUUAUCUGUCUUGGAGCAUGUUCUCAUUUAGGGAACCUUCGACUGGGGAAAGAAAUCCAUGGUUAUGCGAUUCGCCAUCAUUAUCACGGGUUAAUUAAUGUCAGAAACGCAAUGAUUACUAUGUAUUCAAGGUGCAAGCACCUCCGGCAUGCCUAUACUUUGUUUGAGUCAACAGAAUCAAAGAGUAUAAUUACUUGGAAUUCAAUGCUCUCUGGCUAUUGCCACAUGGAUCAAUCUGAGGAAGCCUCUUCUCUAUUUAGAAAAAUGUUAUUAUCAGGAGUGGAACCUAAUUACAUUACAAUUGCAAGCAUUCUUCCCCUUUGUGCUCGUGUGGCGAACUUGCAGCAUGGAAAGGAGUUCCAUUGCUAUUUGAUGAGACGUGACUCGUUCGAUGACUAUCUGUUACUGUGGAAUGCUCUUGUGGACAUGUAUGCACGAUCUGGCAAGGUUUUCCAAGCUAGAAGAGUAUUUGAUAUGAUGACUUUGAGGGAUGAGGUGACGUAUACUUCGUUGAUUUCUGGAUAUGGGAUCCUAGGGGAGGGACUCGUUGCAUUAACACUAUUUGAAGAGAUGCUUAGCUGUGGCAUAAAACCAGAUCAUGUAACUAUGGUUGCAGUUCUAUCAGCUUGUAGUCAUUCGGGUCUAGUAGUGCAAGGCGAGAAGUUAUUUCAGAAGAUGCAGAGUCUUUAUGAUUUAACUCCACGUUUAGAGCACUAUGCCUGUAUGGUUGAUCUGUUUGGGAGGGCUGGUUUGUUAUACAAAGCAAAACAGGCUAUUGUAGGAAUGCCUUAUAGGCCAACUGCUGCUAUGUGGGCCACUCUGCUUGGAGCCUGUCAGAUCUACAGAAAUAAAGUAAUCGGGGAAUGGGCUGCAGGGAAACUCCUUGAAAUGCGGCCUGAAAAUUCGGGUUACUAUGUUCUGAUAGCCAACAUGUAUGCUGCUGCUGAUAGCUGGGGCAAGCUAAAGAAAGUGAGGACUUUAAUGAGGGACUUGGGAGUUAAAAAGGCUCCGGGAUGUGCUUGGAUUAAUACAGGCAAUGGUUUUCAAUCCUUUCUGGUGGAAGAUACAUCGAAUCCUCAAGGACCUGAGAUUUAUUCCUUGUUGGAACAACUGUCCGAUGAAAUGAAAGAUGACGGUUAUGCUACUAUUGAGGAAGAGGUAUCAAUGGCUUGCUGAGGAAUCAGUGACCACUAUAUUUAUGGUGCCCUUCAGAAGUGUGCUCUUCUGCUAUGGCUGAGGCCGUUUAUUGUAAUGCAAGAGCCUUAUAUGGGUUUUUGAGGUGAGUGAGGAGUAUUUGCAGGUACACUAGCAAUGAUCGAUGAAGCUUCUUUUUUGCCCCAAUAAUAGUUCUUUUUUGCAGGACAAAGUUAAAACUCCAGUUUGUUUUUGCCCUAGUAUCUUAUGCUUUUCAAUUGAUCUCUUAUUCUUCCAUCUUUUAUUGGACAAGGUUAUUUACUUGUUGUUUUGUGUUUAAGCUGGAUGUUAUUGACCAAGAAUGCGAAAGAGAACAAUCAUAAGUCGUGCUAUGUCUGUCGUUAGGAAAAUGAGUGCCUAUUGUACGAUCUGUCUGUUUAUAAUUAUAUUUGCUUCUUAAGUCCAUCUUCUUCUUGUGUUUUAAGUCAUUUGCUCAUAUUGAUAGAUUGUAUUGUGCAAGAUAAAACACGGGGUAAUGGUAAAAGAAUAAAUUUUGUGGGGAAUGUGCAGUAUAUAGUCGCUACUGAAUACUCCAAUUAUAUUCCCUCCUUAUGACUCACAAUUACUACUAUGUUCUGCAAUUGAGGUAAAUUGACUUUUAUAUGAAGUUUGGUAUUGUAAUUUAUGAUGAUUUAGAGCUUGCUCCCCUGACGAUGGUGUUCAAACAUUGGUUUUAGUCGACAGAACACAAAAUGGCAAAACUGCCCCAGAAGCACUAUCCAUGGGAGAAAGGCUUUCAAGUCGAGAGGAAGCAGGAUAUUCGGGAGUCCUUGAAGAUGCCAAUGUCUAUGGACAGAAUUCCCUUUGAAAUUUUCUGUGUCUCAGCAUCGGGCAUAUAGAGCGACCAUCCUCAAACAUGUAUCUGCACAGCAGAGGCCAGAAGACCUGCAUCUUUAUUACUUGAGUAAUAAGAGCCCCAUCACAUGCCUAAGUUCUAGUAGCAGAAGAGGUAGUGUCUCUUGUGUGGGUUUACUCUAAAUCAAGGACCAAGGACCUGGCCCUUUUAUUGCAUCUGUUACUUAAAAUCAAGGACCAAAGACCCUGCCCGUUGUUGUAUCUGUUACUUAAAAUCAAGGACCGAGGACGCUGCCCAGUUAUUGCAUCUCUUUUACUAAGAAACUCUUUCGGUGCCAUGAUCAUUUGGUUAGUGCCUGUACCAUAAGCCACUGUACUCUAUUAUUUGAUUGGUGUUUAUACGAAAGCCACAGAUAUCCUGUUUCACA